AUGAAUAGACCCCUAGCCUUGAAUCCUGCUUGCGGACCGCAAGUAGAGAAUUCAGCUUCUCUGUCUUUUCUAUUGCAAUCCGAGAUCUAUAGAGCAGGAUAUGAAACCAUAAAAAGCCACACGUGACACAUCCAUCUUUCCUACACAUAUGACCGUCAGCUCAUAUAACUGCAGGUUAAAUCGCGUUGAAACAUACAGCAGUCAGAUCAGAAUCAGAUGUAUGUUAAAGGCGGUACCGCCGCCCAACCCACGGGAUCACGUGACUGCUGCCUACGGUUGGAGGUGAAGGUGCAGUGAGGAAGCAACAGCAAUGUACAUUACACUCGUACACUUUGUUUGUGCUUGGACUUAAACUGGGAUACGCAGGAGCCUGACUGUAUAACAAAGUGACAUUGAGCGUACUGCAAGAUCUGGUAACAGAGUCAGUAUGAACUUCAUACCAAACCUCUCUCCAGGGACCUGGAUCCUGCUGGCUGUAUUGUGGUUGCUGUUGUUACUCUAUGGUAUAUUACCAUAUGGAAUAUUCAAGAAGUUGGGAGUUCCUGGACCUACUCCGUUACCAUUUGUUGGAACAUUUUUGGGAUAUAGAAAGGGUGCGGUCCAGUUUGACAUGGAAUGCAACAAGAAAUAUGGAAAAUUAUGGGGCCUCUACGACGGCAGACAACCAGUGCUUGCAAUUCUAGAUCCAGCUAUAAUUAAGUCCAUUCUAGUAAAAGAUUGUUACACUAACUUCCUGAACAGACGGAAUUUUGGUCUCAAUGGGCCCCUGGAGUCUGCUCUUGCAUUUGCUGAGGAUGAGCAGUGGAAAAGGAUUCGUACAGUGCUCUCGCCCACAUUCACCAGCGGGAAACUGAAAGAGAUGUUUCAGAUCAUGAAGGACUACUCGAAUAAACUGGUCAGAAAUGUACAAGUUUAUGUUGAUAAGGAUGAAACAUGUGCCAUGAAGGACAUGUUGGGAGCUUACAGUAUGGAUGUUAUCACCAGUAGCUCAUUCAGUGUGAACAUCGACUCUUUAAAUAAGCCUAAUGAUCCAUUUGUUACACAAACCAAGAAGUUACUGAAACUCGGGUUAUUCAGUCCAUUACUCCUCGUCGUUGUGACUUUUCCCUUCCUUCGCCCUAUUCUUGAUGGGCUGAAUGUUAAUUUCUUCCCAAAAGACUUCCUGAAUUUUUACAUGAAUGCUGUUACUAGUUUCAAAGAGAAGCGGCAGAAGGAAGACCAUCCAAGCCGUGUGGAUUUUCUGCAACUUAUGUUGGAUUCUAGAAUUGAAGAUAUCAGUGGAUUGAAAAAGGAACAGAAAGCUCUGACAGAUACAGAAAUAAUGGCUCAGGCCAUUAUUUUUAUAAUGGCUGGUUUCGAGACAACAAGUGCGACACUAACCUACCUCUUUUAUAACCUGGCAACCCACCCUGAUGUUCAGCAGAGGCUACAGGAAGAAGUUGACUCUUUUCUUCCUGACAAGACUAGUCCCACUUAUGAAAUCCUGAAGAAGAUGGAGUACCUAGAUAUGGUGAUUCAAGAGACCCUCCGCAUGUACCCCCCUGUGGGGCGAUUGGAGAGGGUUUCAAAGCAAACUGUUGAGAUCAGUGGUGUAACCAUACCAAAGGGGGUGGUCUGUAUGAUCCCAGUAUAUGUGUUGCAUCAUGACUCUGAAUAUUGGCCAGAUCCUCAAGAGUUCCAUCCUGAAAGGUUCAGUAAAGAAAACCGGGAAAACCAUGCCCCUUAUACCUUCCUGCCCUUUGGAGAUGGACCAAGGAACUGUAUUGGGAUGAGGUUUGCUAUGCUGAGCAUGAAAGUAGUAAUCUCAGCUCUCCUCCAGCAUUUUACAUGUCGCCCAUGUAAAGAUACUCUGCCCCCCCCAUUCUCCAGUUCCCAUGUGUCUACUCUAUGGGCACCAUCAGGGCUUAAAGUGGUCCAGAAGAAGUGGGGGAACUCACCUCGCGCGCGCUCCCGGCAAGGAGGUGUGGCCUCAUUAAAAUGGGCGUGGACUCAUCUGAUCUCAUCACGGCCACCACAGGAAAAAAAAAAGUCCCAUUUUACACAUUACGGCAGAUCCCGAUGGAGUUCAGCACUACAGGUUUCAUGCAACCUAAGACACCGAUCAUUCUAAAAUUUGUGUCUCGAUCCGUAGCCAAUGAGUGAGCAGCAGAAUAAGGACAGGACUAUAUGCAGCCUCUUUUUAUUAAUUGAUCCCACAUUAUCUUUGACUGUUGUAUAAAGCCUAUUUAGCUUUCUUGUGAUGUCAUUGACAAUAUACAUUUAAUUGUAUGGAAUAUUUUCACUGUCCUUUUACUAUAGUUUAUUUCUUUGCUAUCAUUCCUGCAUGACCUAUUAAGUACAUUUUUGUUAUUUUUUUCACAAUCUUAUGGAUUGUUUGACUACAUUAUUGAUGUUGUCAACUGUAACUCAGAAAUGAGAAAAGCUGCCCUGCUGUGUCCUAAUAAUAAGCAAAUUAGGGGUCUUCAAUUCUGAAAUAUUAUAAAAAUUAUACAUACAAUGGCCCUCAUUCCGAGUUGUUCGCUCGUUAUUUUCCUUCGCAUUGGUGCGAUUUUCCGCUAACUGCGCAUGCGCAAUGUUUGCACUGCGGCUGCGCCAAAUAAAUUUGCUAAGAAGUUUGGUAUUUUACUCACGGCAUUACGAGGUUUUUUCUUCGUUCUGCUGAUCGUAGUGUGAUUGACAGGAAGUGGGUGUUUCUGGGCGGAAACUGGACGUUUUAUGGGAGUGUGUGAAAAAACGCUGCCGUUUCUGGGAAAAACGCGGGAGUGGCUGGAGAAACGGGGGAGUGGCUGGGCGAACGCUGGGUGUGUUUGUGACGUCAAACCAGGAACGACAAGCACUGAACUGAUCGCACUGGAAGAGAAAGUCUCGAGCUACUCAGAAACUGCAAAGAAAAAUAUUUUCGCUAUAUUGCGAAUACUUAGUUCGCAAUUCUGCUAAGCUAAGAUUCACUCCCAGAGGGCGGCGGCUUAGCGUGUGCACUGCUGCGAAAAGCGGCUAGUGAGCGAACAACUCGGAAUGAGGGCCAAUAUUCACAGCACUAAUAGUACACUUGGUGUGGGAAACUAUAUAUGGUAUAAUAAAUUAUUAGUUUUUAAUCUCAGUGUAAAUUGAAUAUUCUGUUAAUUUAGUAAUAUGCGUUUGCAAAGUUCCAGUUGCAUAAAGCACACAGUCUCUCUAGGAAAUAAAAAAAAUAAGUCUCA
Messenger RNA from Pseudophryne corroboree (corroboree frog), 3200 nucleotides. RefSeq names its product cytochrome P450 3A9-like. The transcript is spliced from 14 exons. The record is from RefSeq and is a predicted model, not a curated record. Gene Ontology annotation, molecular function: heme binding; oxidoreductase activity, acting on paired donors, with incorporation or reduction of molecular oxygen; steroid hydroxylase activity. The coding region runs from base 428 to 2110 and encodes 560 amino acids. NCBI's taxonomy places the organism in Eukaryota, Metazoa, Chordata, Amphibia, Anura, Myobatrachidae.